Messenger RNA from Ostrinia furnacalis (Asian corn borer), 1759 nucleotides. Its product is annotated as putative ATPase N2B. Gene Ontology annotation, molecular function: ATP hydrolysis activity; ATP binding. The coding region runs from base 175 to 1569 and encodes 464 amino acids. Lineage: Eukaryota; Metazoa; Arthropoda; Insecta; Lepidoptera; Crambidae. The record is from RefSeq and is a predicted model, not a curated record. Gene Ontology annotation, cellular component: cytoplasm; mitochondrion. The transcript is spliced from 7 exons.
CACUCAGCUAUUUUUUACUUUACGAAAACAUAAUACUAAUGCAAUAGUUCCGUUGUUACUGAAAAGUCAUUAAAAUGUGGUGAACAUAUCAGCUUUUCAAUGUUAAUUUAAAUAAAUUUGUAGGUUAUAUAAUGUUAACAAUUUCCUUGAAACAUUCAAUCAGCUGACAAGAAAAUGAUCGCGCCAAGGGAAUGCUUUCACAUUUCCUCAGUUUUGAAGUGCAAUUGGAAGUAUAUUAAUCGUCAUGCAAGAUUAUUUUCAUCACAAGCAGAGCGUCAACCGUUGGCAUCUGAAGGUCCUUGGCAAAUAUACUCUGACAAGAUCUCAAAUGGCAUCCUAAGCAGAGAUGAGCAUCAGGAAAAAGUGGUUCACCAGCUUCAACAGAUUUAUCAAGAAGUAGCAGCAUUCGAAAGACCAGUGUUACAGAACCGGACUAGUAGUUCACUGUUUAAUUUCUUCAAAAAAAGUGAACCUCAGAAAAUUAUUGCACCUAAAGGUCUUUAUAUUUAUGGCAGCGUUGGUGGAGGAAAAACGAUGCUGAUGGAUUUAUUUUACGAGACAGUGCCUAUAAAAGAAAAGUUAAGAGUACAUUUUAACUCUUUUAUGCUGAAUAUUCAUGCUCGAAUUCAUGAGCUUAAAAUCAAAUCUGGUAAAGGAGCUAGCUCUUUCAGAGAUGAAGGUUCCAAGCCAUUUGAUCCCAUACCCCCCGUGGCAGCAGAUAUCACACAAGAAUCAUGGCUCAUUUGUUUUGAUGAGUUUCAAGUAACUGAUAUUGGUGAUGCUAUGAUUUUGAAGAGAUUGUUUACACAAUUAUUUGAUAAUGGUUGUGUUGUCAUAGCUACCAGUAACCGCAAACCUGAUGACUUGUACAAGAAUGGAUUACAGAGAUCAAAUUUUCUGCCGUUUAUUCCGAUCCUCAAGUCUCAUUGUGAUGUAAUCCAGCUAGACUCUGGAAUUGAUUAUAGAUUAAGAGGAAUGGGUAGCAAAUAUAGUAAAUAUUUCCUGAACAGUGAAUUGACCCCUGAAAAUAAUGUAGUAGACAACUUAUUCAAGUUCCUGAUAUCAAAGGAGAAUGAUACUGUAAGAGUUAGAGUUAUAAAUAUAAUGGGAAGGAACGUCAAGUUUUCAAAAUCUUGUGGAAGAGUUUUGGACACUACUUUUGAGGAAAUAUGUGAUAGACCUCUUGGUGCUAGUGACUAUCUUGUGAUAUCAAAAACUUUCCACACUGUGUUCAUAAGGGAAUUACCUCAGCUAUUUCUGUCAAAACAUAGAUCACAAUUGAGAAGAUUUAUUACUCUCAUUGAUACUCUGUAUGACAACAGGGUGCGGGUUGUUAUAGCUGCAGAUUGUGAUCCAAAGGAUCUAUUUAAAGCAGAGGAAGUAAAAGAAGUUGGUGAUGCAGACAGGGCUCUUAUGGAUGACUUGAAAAUAACAAAAGAUUCGGAGGAUGCUAAUGCUGCUAUAUUUACUGGCGAGGAGGAGUUAUUUGCAUGUGACAGGUGCCUUUCAAGAAUAAUGGAAAUGCAAACAGAUGAAUACUGGGAGAAGUGGGGAAAACAUCUCAACUAAAUUCUUAACUACACUGUUUUGUUUGGACUAAAAGUAAAUAGAUAAUGUCUGACUCUUUUCGUAAUAAUUGACCCAGCAAUAUUAGUUGUAAAAGUGCUAAAAUAUUAAGUCAGUAUUAGCUCACAUUGUCAUUUAAUUUGAUAAGUUUGAUUCCAUUAAUUGAAUGGAAGAGAUAGCAAAUUAAGUAAUU